This is a messenger RNA of Opisthocomus hoazin, 288 nucleotides long. NCBI's taxonomy places the organism in Eukaryota, Metazoa, Chordata, Aves, Opisthocomiformes, Opisthocomidae. The record is from RefSeq and is a predicted model, not a curated record.
AUGCAGCAGCUGCAUCUUCUCUGCCUCAGUCUCCUGGUGCUGGGAUGUAUUCUGCACGUGCAUGGCGGGAACAACGUUCUCGACUGCUGCCUGCGGACCAGCGAGACACCCAUCCCAUGGCGGAUAGUGCGGGAUUACCAGCUCCAGCUGGUGCAGGAUGGCUGUGACAUUCCAGCUGCUGUGUUCAUUACCACAAAGGGCAAGCGCCUCUGUGCCCCACUCCAAGCCCCAUGGGUGGUUCACCUCCGAGAGAAGCUGGAUGCCAGCUCUGCCAGGAAGAUACCAUCC